AUGGCGUUGGGGGGCAACGCGGUCGCCGGUCGCCGUCGCCACGUGCUGCUGUUCCCGCUGGCGUACCAGGGCCAUAUCAACCCGAUGUUCCGGCUGGCCGGCAUCCUCCACGGCCGCGGCUUCGCCGUCACCGUCUUCCACACCCACUUCAACGCCCCAGACCCAUCGCGCCACCCGGAGUACCGCUUCGUCCCCGUCCCCGACGGCAUGUCCGGCCCAGCACCCGUCGCUAUCGAGGACGUCGUCUCCCACAUCCUCGCGCUCAACACCGCGUGCGAGGCGCCCUUCCGUGACCGCCUGGCCGCCGUCAUGGAAGAGUACUCCAGGGACGACGUGGCGUGCAUCGUCGUCGACACUCACCUGCUGUCCAUGGUGAAGGUGGCCACGAAGCUCUCCGUGCGCACCCUCGUCCUCCGCACUGGCAGCGCCGCCUGCCUCUCGUGCUUCGUCGCCUACCCUCUCCUCAUCAAGAGAGGCUACCUCCCUGUGCAAGGCACAGUCGGAGCUGGAGACGGAGGCCUGGUCGCCGCGGACGGGCUGACGCGGCUUCCGGACGGGUUCGAGGAGGCGACGCGCGGGCGCGGGAUGGUGGUGGAGUGGGCGCCGCAGGAGGAGGUGCUCCGGCACGCGGCCGUGGCCGGGUUCUGGACGCACGGGGGCUGGAACUCGACGACGGAGAGCGUGUGCGAGGGGGUGCCGAUGCUUUGCCGCCCGCACUUCGGCGACCAGAUGGGGAACGCCAGGUACGUGGAGCACGUGUGGAGGGUGGGCUUCGAGGUCGCCGGCGCGCUCGAGAGGGGCGGCGUGGAGGCCGCCAUCCGUCGGCUCGUCACGGGGAGCGAAGGCGCCCAGAUGCGGGCCAGGGCCGGCGAGCUGAAGAAGGCGGCGAAGGAGUGCACCGGCGAGGCCGGCUCGUCGGGCCUCGCCAUCGGUAAGCUGGUAGACCACAUGCUGGCACUGUAG
Triticum turgidum subsp. durum (durum wheat) is the source of this 963-nucleotide messenger RNA. The record is from the annotation of a GenBank genome assembly. Lineage: Eukaryota; Viridiplantae; Streptophyta; Magnoliopsida; Poales; Poaceae.